Postia placenta MAD-698-R-SB12 is the source of this 704-nucleotide messenger RNA. RefSeq lists its product as hypothetical. The transcript is spliced from 2 exons. The record is from RefSeq and is a predicted model, not a curated record. Lineage: Eukaryota; Fungi; Basidiomycota; Agaricomycetes; Polyporales; Adustoporiaceae. Bases 26 to 214 code for a protein of 62 amino acids.
GACAACCAGACUGUCGCUAGUAUUAAUGUCGCCCAAUAGCACAGAUCCGAGCUACAUAUGUCUUCGUUUGGGCGAUUCACUAACUCGCGCUCCGCGACACAAGGCACCGCGAGGAUCUUGUUCGCCUUCCCAUUACUUCUCGGAGUUGAAGCUUGCGCGCUUCAAUCGAUGCGAGAUCGCCCCAACAUGUCGGACGACUGAUGUUGCCGCGUGAUGAACUCAAACUGACGUUCGCAAGUCACGCUAGAGGCAUUCCAUUCGUGCUACGAUACGAAGAAUACAAUAAUGAUCGACGACGUAGACCCGCAGUCGGUAUGACUGUUUAACCCAAGUUCAUCAGCAUCCACAGAGUCUCAGGCAGUGGCAGCGGAAAUACGCACAGCAGGAGUGUCUUAAUACACCUUACUUGCUCUUCGGUGGCUCAGCACAGUUGCACGCCGGGUAGGUGCAAGAGCCGCCGUUGGCCUGGACAUUGGCGCACUUCACGGUGUCCUGUAAUCGAUCACGGUCAGUGUCCCCAGUCUGUCACUGAAGCAUAUGACGGUUACUCACAGACAUGUUGUUAGAUUGAGAUAUGUAGUCGGUGACUGGGGAGGAGGGACGCAACGAAGAUUACUUAUAUACCUUCGUGCGCGAGCUUCACAUGUAAUGUGCGCUGUGCGAUUGGCCCCCGCAAUGCUGAAUCCUGUGCGGAUGAUUGGCUG